CUGAACAGAACGAAGCGAAACCAUAAGAAUCGAUAACAUAUAUUUUACGAGGUUUGGUCCUGAUUUACGGGACUAUUUUCAAUUGAGUUUAUAGAUCUCAGUCUCAAGGAUAGAACGGUCGUCUUGAAAGAUUCAUUUUUAAAGCAAUGAUAAUUCUACAUGUAUCUGCUGAAUAAUUUAUCAUUUCAUAAAAAUUAGAUCAAAACCGUACCUGAAAUGAAGUGGACGAAUGAAUUUACAUAAAUAAUAUAAUUGAUAAUGAGAUGUGAACAUCAAUAAAAUAAAUCCAAACAAAUAAUCAUCUAAUUACCGAAAGAUGAACGUUUAAAUUAAACAAAUGAUAUGCUUUAAUAGUAUAAUACACAACAUGAUGCUAAGUAAUAAAUGACUUUUUCUGCAAAAAAAACUCGAAAUAUUAGAAAGCAAUUACACUGGAUGAAGACAACGCUAUAGAGUAAUUCGUACUUUAUAAAUCAUCAUCGAAAAUAUCGUACAAAAAAUAUAAAAAACUUCAAUUUCAGAUUCAAAUGAAAUUUUGUUCUAUAAAAAAAGGACACCAAAGCAUUACAACACAAACAUUUAAAAAUUAUUUAAAAAUAUUUUUUUAAGAGACAAAAAACUCAAUUUACACAUGGAUACAAUGUGUGUCAUACAAACAAAAAUAAAACGUUGGUACUAGUAAUGUGCCAACAUGAAAUAAAACAACGACUAAGAAGGAAUUUUAAGGCUAAAAAGUUAGAGUCAAUAUAAAAUUAAGGAAUAAAUAAUUAAAUCGAAUCAUAUUGUGUAUGAUGAAUGAAAUUGACAGUAGAAUGAAUAUUAGUGCUAUAGUAAAUAAAAAACACUGAAACAGUGACAAAACUGAAAAAAGUGUAGUAAUUCGCCCACUGAUAAAAAAGUACCUUGUUUCAUUCAGCUCAAUUUAAACGAAGUGUAACAAAGGCACAAAAAAAAAUAUUUGAAAAGGAAAUCGAAUAAAAAUAACAAAUAAAUAAAUAUACUUGUGUUAAACAAUGAAAUGGAUAGUCUUGGGUUGAAAGUAUGCGAGUGAGAGUACAAAAAAACACGACAAUAAAAUAAACGGAAUCAUGCGGGAAUCGGUAAUCAAUCAUUGUAUUCGAAUGAGAAAUAUUGAUGUAACUGGUCCAGUCUAGAGAGGAAUAUAUAUAGUCCUUCUCUAGUUAGCUCACAACUCAAGCAAUAUAAACACAACACUUGUCUGUAUAUAUACUAACAGAGACUUAUAGAAAAACUCAACCGCAAGCGUAUAGCAAUAAACAAAAGAGGAGCAAAAACCAUAACAACGACAAUAAAGCACACCAAAGAUCUUUUUCGAGAAAGUCGAAUAUGGAAAAAAUCUAAAAUUAAAAAAAUAGCCAACAAUACAAAUCGCACAAAUAUGUUCGAAUACCAACAAUGAAAAUCAACAAGAAACACCCAAAAAUAAAUAUGAAUUAAACUUCGGAAGUGUACUAAAUGAUCUGAAAGUGAAGUAGAAAUACAUCAUCGACAAAAAAUAGUAAUAAAGAUAUAAAUUAUAAAUAUAACGGUAAAAAUAAAGCGAUUUUGUGGAACAAAAGAGUGAAAAGCGCUUGCCAACCAGUGCCAGUGUCAAAGACGGCGGAGACGAAGAUCCAAAAUAUUAAAAGAAAUAGUGAAACCAAUCGAAAGAGAGAAACAGAAAACGAGUGAGAGUGUGAAAUAGAAUAGCACGAAGGAAGAAGCAUGCAAUAUUGCUUCUGUAUAGAAGCUGGAAAACGUUGAACCUAGAUUGAAAGCGCAAAGAGUGAAUAAAAGCACAUAAUAAAGUACAAGUCUAUACAAAAUGUUGCUUAUGAUCAUAAUCCACACUCUUGCACGUAUGUCCUGCUGUCGUGCAUGGCUUUUGUACAUAGUUGUACUGCUCAUGUUCAACAGAACUGAAAUGGUGAAAUAUGCCUCACCGCCGUCCUCCUCAUCCAUUUCAAUAAAUAACAAUAGUUUUCGAAAUGACUCUCGGCUGCUUGUAACGCACUUCGAGCGAACGGCACCUGUCAACACAAUGCCGUACAUGAACAGUCUAGGCACUAAUCGUGGUGGUGGACGAACAACUAUUCUGAGCCAUUCUCGAAACGGAUUGCCAUCAAGAUCAAAUAAAUGGUCAAGUGACUUUGGCCGAUUAAUUCGAACAGGCGGUGACAUAAUAUUGGGUGGCAUAUUUCCAAUGCACGAGCAUAAUAUCAAUAAUCCCGAAUAUCCAUGCGGAAUGGUUAAGGAGGAAAAAGGUAUACAACGGCUUGAAGCCAUGAUGUAUGCAUUAGACAAAAUUAACAAGAACGACAAUGAUCUAUUGCCGAACGUAACGCUCGGGUCGUUAAUCAUUGACUCGUGUAGCAGCGAUACCUAUGCACUCGAGCAAUCGAUGGAAUUCGUACGUUAUUAUAUGAAUCAGGAUAUGUCUGAGUACAAGUGUGAAAAUGGCAAACCACCAAUUUUCAUACCACAUAAACCGGUUUCUGGUGUUAUUGGGGCUUCAUUCAGCGUAGUUUCAAUAAUGGUGGCAAAUAUUCUACGAUUAUUUCGGGUAAGUAUGCUUUUAUUAACAUAUUAUUUUAUUGUUAACCAUUCAUAUGAAACCCGAGCUGUCAAUACCAAUAGCGCCACAACAAUUACUCACCA
Molecule: messenger RNA, 2658 nt
Organism: Contarinia nasturtii (swede midge)
Lineage: Eukaryota; Metazoa; Arthropoda; Insecta; Diptera; Cecidomyiidae
Product: metabotropic glutamate receptor 8-like
Exons: 5
Biological process (GO): G protein-coupled glutamate receptor signaling pathway; regulation of synaptic transmission, glutamatergic
Cellular component (GO): membrane
Molecular function (GO): adenylate cyclase inhibiting G protein-coupled glutamate receptor activity
Source: RefSeq, a predicted model, not a curated record